Messenger RNA from Seminavis robusta, 1638 nucleotides. The record is from the annotation of a GenBank genome assembly. Lineage: Eukaryota; Bacillariophyta; Bacillariophyceae; Naviculales; Naviculaceae.
ACAUGCCACGGCGAGUUGCCACUGGUGAUACCGAAUCGACUCCCUCUUCGAUCUAUCUCAUAACUUUGGUCUCCAAAAAACCACAACCAAUUACACACAGAUUAGGAAGGUACAAGUACUUGAUUCUCAGAAUCGUUCAUUCCAAUCAACAUGCCAACACAAGUCGAAAUCCCUGCACCCAGCACCGCCAUGAUCGAAAGAAGCAGCAGCUUCGAGUCAAGGAUGGCACGACGCGGAGGCUUUACAUUCCAUAGCAACAUCCAAGAGGACUUACCCAUCCCAGCCAUUCUUUGCUAUCUCCAGCCCUCUACAACGUCUAGCUUUGAUGAAAAGAGGCAACUUAUAGCGGCAGUAAUGGAGGCACGAGAAAAAAUUGCAAAGAAGUUUGCCGUCGUGUCCAGAAAGCUGACGUACUCCUUUAUCUACUGUAUGCCGAAGCAUCACAGCUCCAUGGAUAGGAUGCCAAACGAAUUCGUUGCCAAGACAAUCUUCAAGCUUGCGGUACUCUUUGAUGUCUACGAUAGGUACAUGGCGGGCGACGUUGACGAGAAGGUUGAAUCCUACUUUCGAAACAUCAUGGCUGCGGUCGCCGAAGCCAAGCGCGCAGCAAGGCGACACCGAGCGGAGGUGUCAUUUGCCCGUCGUGUGAUGAGUAUGAUUGACAGUCUUCUAGUGGAAGCCUUGACUACCUCACAGCCUUUGAACACGAGUAACGAUUCACACAGCAUCAACUGUGAAAGCUCAGCGGAGGCAAACAAACGUAGGAAGAAGGGGCUCACCCGUUAUCGGGCUCUCGUUGGUUUGGGAGACGCAGGAGUUUCAAAGAAACAACUUGUACAGAUUGUUUCAGAUCUGAUGCGCACAAACCCAGGUAUUUCUUUGGCGCAAGUGUCAUCGGCUUUGGAUGAUGUCCUUGGGAUCAACUGAUGGAUGGGAUAAGCCUGGCUUAGUUUCACGAUUGGUCCGGUGACUGUAAAGAGUUGUAUUGUGCCCUGGUUAUCACGUCUCAUGUAUCUGCGAAGAGUAGCUUAUCACGAUAGACUCUAGAGUUGUAGAAUGCUGCGUUUGGCUGUUCACGCUCAGUUCGCGGCACAUCUAAAGGAAAACAAAGGCAACAAGUCAACUCAAUCAAUCUCUUUAGCCUAACUAAGUUCGAGGGGUUCACUUCCUCCGUGACUUUCCACCUUCGAGAGACAAAGAGCGUGGAAUGUUUCUAAGCAGGGAAAUGAUAUUCUUUGAAAAGUUAAACACAGGGAUUGCUCCCACUGCUGGCGUCGCGAUGCAAUUCAAUCUAUGGCUUUGGAAGGAAGCCUCAAGCUAGAGAGGGUAGCCGCAACAUAGUUAACUUGCACAGCACAGCGUUUCCGAAACACCAGCCGAGCUCGAGAGAGGGCAUAGUAGAAAUAGCAUCCUGCAGUGAAUACCUGCUUGCUCCACGACAGGGCCGGGGCCAGGGAGUUACUAGGCAUAGCCUGGUGGUCUGCAGAUUGAAUCCUUCCUGGGAAUACACCUUCUCCCAUGCUCUGAACCUGCCAAACUUACAAUACCUGUACCUCCCAAUAGGCGAAUGAAUUUGUAUGGCUUGAGACGGACAUGCCUGUUCUCCUUGUCUUGCAUUUUUCGACCAAAGCCACACUG